Messenger RNA from Coffea arabica (coffee), 2220 nucleotides. The record is from RefSeq and is a predicted model, not a curated record. NCBI's taxonomy places the organism in Eukaryota, Viridiplantae, Streptophyta, Magnoliopsida, Gentianales, Rubiaceae.
UAAAAUCUCCCUCUACUUAUCUAAAUUCUCGACUUAAGCCCCCAUCGCCGUUUGCCACUCCACCCCAGCUCCACUGAACAUGGCGGCGCUAAUGGCCGCAGUAGCUGCCGCCGCCUCCACGGUUUUCGCCACCCUCCACCUAACCAAACCCGCUAUUCCUCUCACCCGCACCACUCACCGCCAUCUCCGCACCAUAAUUGCCUCCUCACUCUCUUCCGCUCCCUCCACCACACCUGAAUUCAACAUCACCUUCGCCCCUCCCAAGCCCAAGCUCAAGCCCAAACCCGCAUCCGAAUCCGCCACUGAAACUCCGGGCCAUGACUCAGCUAGCGAAUUGGAUGACCAACUCUACAUCCCGUGGAUUGUCCGCGACGAGAAUGGCAACCUCACCCUCCAGUCUACUCCUCCGGCUCGUCUACUUCACGCGAUGGGCAAUGCCGAGACUAAGAAGAAGAAGAAGAAGAAAGAGAAAGACUCUAAAGCAAAGCCGGCUUCUCCCACAGCUGAGCCGAAGUUCUCCAAGGCUGCCCGCCGGUUUUAUAAUGAGAAUUUCCGGGACCCGCCUCAGCGGCUUAGUAAGGUCUUAGCUGCUGCUGGAGUGGCAUCAAGAAGAAACAGCGAAGAGCUUAUUUUCGGAGGUAAAGUGACUGUUAAUGGUUCUGUAUGCAAUACUCCUCAGACCAGAGUUGAUCCUGUUAGGGAUGUGAUCUAUGUCAACGGGAACCGCCUGCCCAAGAAACUGCCCCCAAAGGUCUAUUUUGCGCUAAACAAGCCGAAAGGUUACAUUUGCUCGGCUGGAGAGAAGGAGACGAAGUCCGUGCUGUCUCUGUUCAAUGAUUUUAUGAAUAGUUGGGAUAAAAGGAACCCUGGACUACCAAAACCACGACUAUUUACUGUUGGUCGUCUUGAUGUUGCCACAACUGGAUUGCUUAUAGUUACAAAUGAUGGGGAUUUUGCUCAGAAGCUUUCACAUCCUUCUUCUAAAUUAUCCAAGGAAUAUAUUGCAACUAUUGAUGGUUCCGUCAAUAAGCGACAUUUGAUUACCAUUAGUGAAGGGACUGUUGUUGAAGGCGUUCAAUGCGCCCCGGAUAUUGUAGAGCUGCUACCGCCGCAGCCAGAUCUGUCAAGACCACGAAUUCGGAUUGUGGUUCAUGAGGGAAGAAAUCAUGAAGUGCGGGAACUUGUAAAAAAUGCUGGACUUGAGAUUCAUGCACUGAAGCGCAUACGCAUUGGUGGUUUCAGGCUUCCAUCAGAUCUUGGGAUUGGAAAGCAUGUUGAACUGAAGCAAGCUAAUCUCCGAGCACUGGGUUGGAAGAGCUGAAACUGAUUUCCAAAAUGAUGGAGCUUGCAGUUAUUUUUGGAUCGCCUGUUCACCUCAAAAGUUGAAUGUGGACAUCUGUCUUGUCUACUUGGCGGGAGUUGGUCUUGCACUGUUUAAUGCUGAAACAGAUGGAAGUAGAAUUUCCUGCAGCUGCAAGUCAAGUUUGCCUGGGGUUCGGCUCGGGUGUCUAGAGCUUCUUUCAAGUGGAGAGUCCUUGCCGCGGGUCAGAUGAUACAUGUUGAAAAUUGUUUAUACUUCUUAUACCAGGAGUGGCAAAAUAUACCAGGACGUCUACCCAGUGUUGAUAUGUAAAUGACAAAUAUCGACUCAGAUUUCGGAUGCAAUGCUUGCAAGUCAUGCAUUUUGUAGCAUACCAACCAAAUGGCAAAGAUAGUAUAUUAUGAUUUCGCACCACAACGGUAGAUGCAGUGAGGAUGAUUCACCAGAUUCUCGUUUAAGUUCAUAUCACCUACGGUGCAGAAACGAGUUUUAUACAUACAAUCUCAUGCUAGCAAAUUUUUGCCUUGUUCCUGAUGUCUGGGGCAAGCCAGAGAAUGCACCAUUUGGAAAAAAGAAAAAGAAGAAAAAGGUAACUUGAAGGUGUUCGUGAAUGGCAAAUUAGAAGGAUGAGCAGAAUAAGAAGGCGAAGAUAUUUGUGUGUGAAAUGCAUUAACGUGGUCAAUGUCAUCCUAAUUGAAGAAAGAGAUGACAGUACAACCUGUGUCGGCCGGCAACCCAUGUUGAGGUUCACAUGUUGUCCUACCUCUCUGUGUACUGUAGGGAUACAACAUGACGAAACAUUUUGAUUCUCAAUGUAGUGUGCAUGGAGUGAAAAGGACCUUUUAAGGGUAAAGAUUAUACUAUCAUCUUUGAUUCACUAAGAAAAAAAUUAUCGUGAC